AUGUAUGUUAACGGACUCCCUACCUAUCUCAAUAUUAGUAAGCGAGGUGAUUCAGCAUCUAUCUAUCUAUCCAUCUAUCUAUCUAUCCAUCUAUCUAUCUCAGUCUCUUCCAUCUAUCUAUCUAUCUAUCUAUCUAUCCAUCUAAAACCCCAGUCUCUUCAUUUAUUAUCUUCUAUCUAUUAUCUAUCUAUCUAUCCAUCUAACAUCUAUCCCAGUCUCUUCAAAAUCUUUAUCUAUCUAUCUAUCUAUCCCUAUCUAUCUAUCUAUCUAUCUAUCUGUAUUCAUUCAUCUCCAGAAAUCCAUCUAUCUAUCUAUCUAUCUAUCUAUCUCAGUCUCUUCAUUAUCUAUCUAUCUAUCUAUCUAUUCAUCUAUCUCAGUCUCUUCAUUAUUCAUUCAUCUAUCUAUCUUCUAUUCAUCUAUCUAUCUAUCUCAGUCUCUUCAUUAUUCAUCUAUCUAUCUAUCUAUCUAAUGCUCUAUCUAUCUCAGUCUAUCUAUCUCAUUCCUCUAUUUCAUCUAUCUAUUUCAUCUCUUCGAUCUACCUAUCCUUCAAGUUUCCUGCAUACCAAUGUUGAGAUAGCCUCCCACAUUUCACCACCUGUUGCUUCUUCUCUCUCUCCACCUGACACACCUUCUUUUUUUUUACUUGCUCUCUCCCAUUCUCCUAAUUUCCCCCUACCUCCUUCUCCAUUACAUUCCCUUCCUCUUUACAUUUUCUUUCCCCCUUUUUUUUGCCUACCUUGUUCUUCCCAUAAUUUUCUUCUUCCAUUCACCCACCACUUCCGCUCACUUUUCUUGUUUCCUCUACACUACUUUCUUUCUCUCUCCUUCUUUUUUGGCUGUCCAUUGACCUUUCUUUUCUCUUCCAUUCCCUUUUUCCUGUUUCCUAUUAUUUUAUAUCAUUUUUAUGAUGAUGUUUUUCCUUCCUCCACUCAUUUUCUUACACUCUCACUUUCUCUUCUUCUUCUUCUUCUUCGUCGUCGUCAUCGUCCUCGUCCUCCUUCUCCCCCUCCUUCUCCCCCUCCUUCUCCCCCUCCUUCUUCUUCUUCUUCUUCUUCUUCUUCUUCUUCUUCUUCUUCUUCUUCUUCUUCUUCUUCUUCUUCGUUUCGUUUCGUUUUUAGAUCUCUCCCGUAA
Molecule: messenger RNA, 1131 nt
Organism: Acanthosepion pharaonis
Lineage: Eukaryota; Metazoa; Mollusca; Cephalopoda; Sepiida; Sepiidae
Source: the annotation of a GenBank genome assembly